Messenger RNA from Uloborus diversus, 1834 nucleotides. RefSeq names its product MBT domain-containing protein 1-like. Gene Ontology annotation, cellular component: nucleus. Gene Ontology annotation, biological process: regulation of DNA-templated transcription. The record is from RefSeq and is a predicted model, not a curated record. The transcript has 13 exons. Bases 74 to 1597 code for a protein of 507 amino acids. Lineage: Eukaryota; Metazoa; Arthropoda; Arachnida; Araneae; Uloboridae.
ACUUUUUGCUUAAGACUCAUUAAAAAAAAAAAUUGUGCUCUGCUUUUAAUUAGUUUUAGUAAAUCGAUAUCAAAUGGGUAAAUCAAGUGAAGGUUCAUUUGAAUGGCAAUCAUUUCUCAAGAGACCAAACUUUUAUGCGGCUCCUGUUUCCUGCUUCAAACAUGCAGCUGUACAUAGGUCGUGGGAAAGUAUAACUACCGGUGUGCUUGUGGAGAUUAAGAGUCCUGAUUGCACAACUUGUUCUCCAUCAAAUCCAUGCUGUUAUUGGAUUGCAACUGUGAUCAGAGUAACUGGUUACAUGGGUCUCCUCCGAUAUGAAGGAUUUGAUUCUGAUGAUAGCCUGGACAUGUGGGUAAAUUUGUGUACAGAGCCUCAUAUACAUCCUAUCGGUUGGUGUGCUGAUAAUGGCAUGCCUUUAGUUCCACCAAAAACCAUUGAAGAUAAGCAUACAGAUUGGAAGGAUUAUUUAGUAAAAAGAAUAUCCAGAGCCAAAACUAUUCCUGCUGACUUCGCCUAUAAGAUUGAAGAACACAAGCAUAGCAUAAUUAAGAAAAAUAUGAAACUUGAAGUAGUCGACAAGAACUGCAUAUCGGCAGUGCGUCCAGCUAAAGUGAAAGAAGUGGUUGGUGGGCGUUUACACAUCUCAUAUGAAGACUCUAGUGAGGAUGAAGGAUUCUGGUUCCAUGAAAGGUCACCUCUGAUUCAUCCAGUUGGUUGGGCUCAGAUUGUUGGACACCCACUGCAAGGAAAAAUUGAGUAUGCUCAUCAGUCCUUAAGAAAGACGUUGUAUCAAACAUUUGAUCCAGAUGAUGCAACAUGGAACAUGUUUAUGCCUGUGAUAAAUUUUGUGAAGAAUUUAAAAUUUAAAGAAGGAAUGAAGUUAGAAGCUAUUGAUCCUUUAAAUCUUUCUACCAUAUGUGUGGCCACAGUGAUAGAAGUUUUGAGAAAUAACUAUCUCAUGAUUGGCAUUGAUGGCAUGGUAAAUCAAUCUGCAAAUGGUUCAGAUUGUUUCUGCUACCAUUCUUCAUCACCUUGUAUUUUCCCGGUUGGAUUUUGUGAAAGCAAUGGCAUCACAUUAACUCCUCCUAAAGGUUACAAAGGGGAUUUUAAAUGGCAAGAAUACUUAAGAAAGACAAAAGCUAAACCUGCACCAGUAGCACUAUUUCAUAGAGAAAUUCCAAAUCAUGGUUUUAGAGAAGGAAUGUAUCUGGAAGCAGUAGAUCUUAUUUCACCCAGGUUGAUCUGUGUAGCUGUUGUGACUAAAGUUGUUGGCCGUCUUUUAAGAAUACACUUUGAGGGGUGGGAAGAUGCAUAUGAUCAGUGGUGUGAUUGUGAAAGUCCUGAUUUAUUUCCUAUCGGCUGGUGCCAAGCUGUUGGCUAUAAAUUAGAGCCUCCAAAAUCCGAUGACAUUGAGCACCCAAAGAAGAGGAGGAAAGUAAUGGUCUCAAAAAUUCAAAGAAGAAAGAAACGAUUUUCACAGAGAAGAAAAAGUUCUGAAUAUUCAUCUCAGUUUGAAGGUCUUUCAAUAAAAACAGAGCCUAAUGAUUCAAAUGAAUCUUGCGCAUCUGGAGAAGAAUCUAGUUACAGUUCUGAAUGAAGUAUGUUUUGUGAAUAUUGCAUUACAAUGUUUUCCAUCCAUUUUCAUCUGUUUCAUAUUUUAGAAAACAUUUUAUUUACUUAUUUUUCCAGUGUUUUUCUUUCCACCCGAGUGAAAUUUUGAGUCAUGUGAUAACUAUUUCUGUUAGUAUUAUUGUUGAUGUUUGUGGUUUAUAGUGUUUCUACAUCUAAUUAUUUAAGAUGCUCUGAAAAUGAGGCAUACUAGUUGCAAGUUGCU